Molecule: messenger RNA, 3141 nt
Organism: Rhagoletis zephyria (snowberry fruit fly)
Lineage: Eukaryota; Metazoa; Arthropoda; Insecta; Diptera; Tephritidae
Gene: Ir25a
Product: ionotropic receptor 25a
Biological process (GO): monoatomic ion transport
Cellular component (GO): membrane
Molecular function (GO): signaling receptor activity; ligand-gated monoatomic ion channel activity
Source: RefSeq, a predicted model, not a curated record
CGAGUGCGGUUAGAUUUUUAUUCGUGUCAAAUAUUACAUAUACAUUCAUAUGUAUUUACUGUUGAUUGAAUAAUGCACAAAUCCAGUUGUAAACGGUUAUAUUCUAUUUUCAUAAUAUUGAAAAUACUAUCAUUUACAAGUAUUGCCACUGGUCAAACGAACCAAAAUAUUAAUGUUUUUUUUGUAAACGAUGCUGACAACGAGCCAGCAGCAAAAGCUGUCACAGUAGUAACAACAUACCUCAAGAAGAAUCCCAGUUAUGGUAUCUCGAUACAAAUUGACCAAGUUGAGACAAAUAAAACCGACGCUAAAUCAUUAUUGGAGUCAAUUUGUUCAAAGUACGCGGAGAGUAUUGAUCGUAAACAGCCGCCUCAUAUCGUAUUCGAUACUACAAAAUCGGGAAUAGCCUCGGAGACAGUUAAGUCGUUCGCACAAGCACUGGGUUUACCUACCGUCAGUGCUUCAUAUGGGCAGGAAGGUGAUUUGAGGCAAUGGCGCGACUUGGAUGAGAGUAAACAAAAAUAUUUGCUGCAGGUAAUGCCUCCGGCCGACCUAAUACCGGAAGUUGUUCGGAGCAUUGUUCGAAAGAUGAAUAUAACAAAUGCAGCUAUAUUGUAUGAUGACACAUUCGUCAUGGAUCAUAAAUACAAAUCCUUAUUGCAAAAUAUACAAACCCGUCAUGUAAUUACGGGCAUUGCUAAGGAGGGAAAGCGAGAACGCGAGGAACAAAUCGAGAAAUUACGAAAUUUGGAUAUAAAUAAUUUUUUCAUAUUGGGGAAUCUAAUGUCCAUACGCAUGGUUUUAGAAUCCGUUAAGCCGUCCUAUUUCGAACGCAACUUCGCCUGGCACGCAAUCACCCAGAGUGAGGGUGAAGUGAGUAGUCAACGGGACAAUGCAACUAUCAUGUUCCUGAAACCAAUGUCGUACGCUCAGAAUCGUGAUCGUUUUGGACGUCUAAAGACUACUUUCAAUCUCAAUGAAGAACCGCAAAUAAUGUCAGCCUUUUACUUUGAUUUGGCGCUUCGCACAUUCUUGGCUAUUAAGGAUAUGCUACAAUCAGGAGCUUGGCCAAAAAAUAUGGAGUACUUAGGUUGUGACGAAUUUCAAGGUGGAAAUACGCCAGAAAGAAAUAUUGACCUUAAGGCAGCGUUUACUAUGAUUCAAGAACCGACUUCUUAUGGUAUGUUCGAGUUAGUAACACAACCAGGGAAACCAUUUAAUGGUUAUAGUUACAUGAAGUUUGAAAUGGACAUUAAUGUACUUCAAAUCCGAGGAGGCAAUUCCGUCAACACCAAAUCGAUUGGCACAUGGACAGCAGGACUGGAUUCGCCGUUAGUUGUUAAAGACGAGGAAUUAAUGAAAAAUCUAACCGCCGAUACCGUCUACCGCAUCUUUACAGUGGUGCAAGCUCCAUUUAUUAUCAAAGAUGAGACAGCUCCAAAGGGUUACAAGGGCUACUGUAUAGAUUUAAUAAACGAGAUCGCUGAUAUUGUACAUUUUGACUACACCAUCCAGGAGGUUGAAGACGGAAAAUUUGGCAAUAUGGAUGAGAAGGGAGAAUGGAAUGGAAUUGUGAAAAAAUUGAUGGAUAAACAAGCGGAUAUUGGAUUGGGCUCUAUGCAUGUAAUGGCUGAGCGUGAAAUAGUUAUUGAUUUUACGGUACCCUACUACGAUUUGGUAGGCAUUACCAUCAUGAUGCAGAGGCCACAAGUCCCAAGUUCCUUAUUCAAGUUCCUGACGGUGCUUGAGACGAACGUUUGGCUAUGUAUUUUGGCUGCUUACUUCUUCACUAGUUUUUUAAUGUGGAUCUUCGACCGAUGGAGUCCUUACAGUUAUCAGAACAAUCGUGAAAAAUAUAAAGAUGAUGACGAGAAACGAGAAUUUAACCUAAAGGAAUGUCUUUGGUUUUGCAUGACAUCACUGACACCACAAGGAGGCGGCGAGGCGCCGAAAAACCUUUCUGGCCGUUUAGUGGCAGCAACAUGGUGGCUUUUCGGCUUCAUUAUAAUCGCUUCUUACACGGCUAACUUGGCUGCUUUUUUGACUGUAUCACGUCUCGACACACCUGUGGAGUCUCUGGAUGACCUUGCCAAGCAAUACAAAAUUUUAUAUGCACCGAUAAACGGUUCUUCAGCAAUGACAUAUUUUCAGCGCAUGGCAAAUAUUGAGCAACGUUUCUAUGAAAUAUGGAAAGACUUAUCUUUGAACGAUUCACUUUCACCACUGGAGCGCUCGAAGCUUGCAGUCUGGGAUUACCCAGUUAGCGAUAAAUAUACCAAAAUGUGGCAAGCUAUGCAAGAAGCACAAUUGCCAGCAACCCUGGAAGAGGCGGUAGAACGAGUUCGAAGUUCUACAUCAGCUACGGGUUUCGCCUUUCUCGGUGAUGCUACAGAUAUUCGAUAUCUGGUUAUGACAAAUUGCGAUCUCCAAAUUGUGGGCGAAGAGUUUUCACGCAAACCUUAUGCCAUCGCAGUUCAACAAGGUUCCCAUCUAAAGGACCAAUUCAACAAUGCAAUUUUAACUCUACUCAACAAGCGACAGCUGGAAAAACUAAAGGAAAAAUGGUGGAAAAACGAUGAAACCCAAGCUAAAUGUGAUAAGCCUGAGGAUCAGUCCGACGGUAUAUCUAUACAUAAUAUUGGCGGCGUUUUUAUAGUUAUCUUUGUCGGAAUCGGAAUGGCCUGCAUUACACUUGUGUUUGAAUACUGGUGGUACAAGUACCGUAAGAACCCACGUAUUGUUGAUGUAAUUGAAGCGAAUUCGGGUGGAAAAGAUGGAAAGGGUGGCGAUGGAGUAAUUCUCGGGCAAACCGGAAAAGAGUAUGAUAAAAGUGGAAAUACUGUACUUCGGCCUCGCUUCCAGCAGUAUCCAGCGACAUUUAAACCUCGUUUUUAAAUGCCGUAAACCCUCUCACUGGGUCUGUGGGAAGUGAUAACCCGCAAUUAGUUCUUACAAGUGUUAUAAAUACAUACAUAUGUACAUAUGUAUGUAAUUUGCUUUUCAAACAAAACUUUGCACGCACAAUCUUUUUAUAAAUCUCGAUGGUGUUUUAAAUGGCAUACACAAGAGCAUACACGCAAACGAAAAUGUAAUAAAAAUCGUAAAUAAAUGUUUCAAUCUGAAGAAACUGUAGUUUACCUA